Molecule: messenger RNA, 2471 nt
Organism: Misgurnus anguillicaudatus (oriental weatherfish)
Lineage: Eukaryota; Metazoa; Chordata; Actinopteri; Cypriniformes; Cobitidae
Gene: rab38c
Product: RAB38c, member of RAS oncogene family
Biological process (GO): phagosome-lysosome fusion; endosome to lysosome transport
Cellular component (GO): lysosome; Golgi apparatus; trans-Golgi network
Molecular function (GO): GTPase activity; GTP binding
Source: RefSeq, a predicted model, not a curated record
UUGCACAAACUGCUUGUUUUCUCUAGCAGAAAAUGUUUGGUGUGAUGAUUUCAAACACCUAGUCACGUAUGUGUCGACGUAUGACAUUGAAGUGCCGCGAGAACUUUAAAAAUCAAAAGUUGUGGAAUUGCUCCCGCGAUAAUAUGAUGUCAUACUGCGCAGCCGUCUGCGCAGCCACCCAACAAUGCAGGGGAAAUAGUGAAUUAUUUAUUAGUAUAUAUUUUUUAUUACAGUUAUUAAUUAGGUCGUAUUAUAUUUUAAUAAUUAAUAUUAAUAGUAUUGUUUUGUAUUUGUAUACUAUAAUGUUUUUGAAACUAACCAUAUAUUAAAGUAGGCUACAGUAAUUACUAUUCACUAUUAAAGAAUAUAUACAUCAGUAAGUAUAAUAAUUACUACUACAGUAAACUAUAAUUUACCACAGUUUAUAGUUUUACAGUAGCCUACAACUUUUCGUGUGUAAAAGCGAACACCUUAUAUUUAGGCUAUUUCACACGCUCGUCGAUACCGUGAGGAAAGGGGUGUGGCGUUAGUUCCCAUCACUUUAGGGUUUGACUGAAGUAUCUGAAUAUCACUGAAGAGGGAAGCCCAAUCCAUCCGUGGCUUUUACCAGCUUGUUUCUUGACGAAAAACUAACAAAUCAGAUUAGUUGUAGGCUAUUAAUUUUCUUUUGAAAGAAGAUAUAUUCCCCCUGGCGUUUGAUUUGUUUCUAUAUUUGGAAUUAAAUGGGAAGAGAAAGUUCGUGUAUUUGUGUCAGUAUAUUUAAUAAGUAGCUCGAGGCAUGACUGUUGUGAUUUGGACAAAGUCAUCGUGUCGUAGCUUAUAAACUAUUAUGAACGUCUCAUGAACUAUAUUCAUAAAACAAAUGUAGGAAACUUAAAAGUAGGUCAUUGUGUGUUUACGGUCCGGGCGAUAUUUUAUUUUGUUAAGGUAAGUCAUGCAGAAAGAGCAUUUGUUCAAAGUUCUCGUGAUCGGAGACCUCGGAGUUGGCAAAACGUCAAUAAUCAAACGAUACGUGCAUCAGAUAUUUUCGCAACAUUAUCGCGCAACUAUUGGUGUGGAUUUUGCUCUUAAAGUCCUGCAGUGGGAUGACCAGACUGUGAUCCGGCUUCAGCUAUGGGACAUAGCAGGACAGGAGCGCUAUGGGAACAUGACACGAAUUUACUAUCGGGAGGCCGUGGGAGCUCUCAUAGUAUUUGACGUGACCAGAGCCUCCACAUUUGAAGCAGUGCUGAAAUGGAAAGAUGACCUUGAUGUAAAGGUCACCCUCAGCAAUGGCAAGCCCGUCCCAGCCGUUCUUCUAGCCAACAAAUCCGACCAGUCACGUGAGGGACUGCGUGCCCAGAUCCCAAAGCUUGAUACUUUCUGCAAAGAGAAUGGAUUUGUGGGUUGGUUCGAGACCUCUGCUAAGGAGAACACAAACAUCGAGGCAGCAGCUAAAUGUCUGGUGGAGCAAAUUUUAGCCCAGGAGGAGAACAUCAUCAGCGACACAGACCCAGAUGUGGUGGCCCUCCCUGGCUACAACAAUAACACUAAAGAACGGGUCCGACCUGGGUGCGAGAUGUGCUCAAAAUUUUGAAUACAUGGAGUUGAUUGUGUAUUUAAGGACUUUAAGCCGCAAACAGUACAAUUUCUGUUUGACUGACAAGAAAUUAAACUACAUUUAUGCUGCACAAUAAUAUUAUGUGAUACACAGUAUAGCUGUGUGUUGUUUACAUGUGCACACUGCAAUUGCAUUCAAGCACAAUUACGUGGUCUGGUGCAUUUCUUACUGUUUUGUAUGUUUUGUAACAGCCUUAAAGCAGGUGGUCGAUGCAAAUGUUAAAUAUUUAUCAAAACUGGUGCUGAUUCAGUUAAAACGCUCUUUAAAAAUGAAGGUGCUAAUGGAUUCUUUGCGAGAUGCCAUAGAAGAACCACUUUUGGUUCUCUAAAGCAGUGGUUCUCAAACUUUUUUAGCGUGCGGCCCCCCUUGUGUACAGUGCAUUUCUUCGCGCCCCCUCCAAAGAAAAUUUAUGACAAAUUUGUUCUAAAAUGUAACAUUUUAACUAAACAAAACAUAUAAAAUUAUUCAAAGUAGUGCUGUUGGUUAGCAGCCUUAUAUUUUUUUUGCUGUAAUUACACAGAAUUCAUGAUAAAUUAAUGUAUUUUAUAAAAUCUCAUAAAACUGGGGCCCCGGCCCCCAGUUUGAGAACCACUGCUCUUAAGAACAUUUUAGUCAAAGGUUCUUGCAUUAAAGAACCUUUUUUUAUACAUUUUAUAGGCUGUAAAACCUUUAUCCACUACAAAGAACCUUUGAUGCAAUGUUAAUGUUUUAUGAAACCAUACAUCCUGAAAAAUAAUCUUUAUAUUUAAAAGUGUAAGAUUAAAAUCUAUUAUGUGAACACAGUAACUGGCUUUAUAUUUAGUGUGAUGCACAACUGUAACUAAAUACUACAUCUUGCAUUCCAAAUAAAACGCAGUAUUUCUCUUCUCUA